Molecule: messenger RNA, 945 nt
Organism: Lachancea mirantina
Lineage: Eukaryota; Fungi; Ascomycota; Saccharomycetes; Saccharomycetales; Saccharomycetaceae
Source: the annotation of a GenBank genome assembly
AUGUUGGUUCCAGUAAUGACGACUUGUGGCCAUAAUUACUGUUAUGAUUGCAUUUCCAGUUGGCUCACCAGCAAUAACUCUUCUGAGUUUUCGUGUCCACAAUGCCGCCAGCCUGUUCAAGAGGCCCCUGUACUGAAUCUAGCGUUGCAGUACUUUGUGCGCUUGUUCGUAAGUGAAUUGGACGCCAAAUCAGCUUCUUCGCUGGUAGAAGAUCAGGAAACUGCACUAGCGCUCUUCAGGGAUGACCAAGUAUGUGGAAAUUUGUUCAAAGGUGCCUUCGCAGGCUCUGCAAUUGCUGUGGUCGAUAACGACGAUGGUGUAGCGCGCUGCAGUAGGUGUCAUUGGGAAGUUGAGGGCGAUACGUGUCCGCAUUGCGAUGCCAAGAUCCGAAAUAACGCAGAGACCCGUUCCGAUGAGGAAUUGAACAGCGACGAGUACUCUGAGGACGAACUAAGAGUGCUGCGCAGUGGAGCGGGUCCCAGUCAGUUCCUCGUCGAUGCGGAGGCAGAAGAAUCGGAGGAUUCCUUCAGCGACUCCGUCAUCGAAAGACGUUUUGCCGCAGAGAGACGUCGAAACAGCAUUGACAGCUUUUCUGAGGUGAGCAGAAACGGAUUAGGAGACCGAUCGGAAGACUCGGACAUGGACUCGUUCAUUGUCGACGAUCCGAGUGACGACGAUAAUGCAAACAAGAUGGACCCUCUGAGCGACUCCGAAAUAGAGAGAGUGCGCGUGCGAGGGCUGCAAGGCUACGGCGACAGCGAUCGCGAUAGCUACGACAGCGAAUUCGACGAACAUAACGACCCCGAGGGUUUCGUAAGCGGCGACAGCUUGGACGACGAACCAAAUCUAAAGCCUCCCAGCUCCGACGCCGACUCUGACAGCUUCAGCAAGUCACGCAAACGUCGUGCCGUUGUUCUUGACAGUGAUUCCGAAAGCGAAGAUUGA